Lycium barbarum (goji berry) is the source of this 2716-nucleotide messenger RNA. RefSeq names its product probable ADP-ribosylation factor GTPase-activating protein AGD14. The coding region runs from base 270 to 2186 and encodes 638 amino acids. Lineage: Eukaryota; Viridiplantae; Streptophyta; Magnoliopsida; Solanales; Solanaceae. The record is from RefSeq and is a predicted model, not a curated record. Gene Ontology annotation, molecular function: GTPase activator activity. The transcript is spliced from 14 exons.
UGCUUUAAAAAAUUGGUACACAGGUGGUGCUUAAGUUAACGGCCACCCAACCGAAAAAACAGCCAAGAUUCCCUCUUCACCUCUCCCUCCUCUCAAUCCAAAAAAAUGAAGGAAGAAAAAAAGAAAACUUAUUUUCUCCACCAUGAGAACACGGCUAGCAGCUUUCAUAUUAUACCUCUUUUCCUAGAUCUCCAACAAUUUUCCUUCAAUCAUAAAUUAAAUCUACUCCAUUUUAUCAGGUAGCUGGAUAAAGGUAGAAAUUGUUGGAGAUGAAUAAAAUGUUCAAUAAAAUGAAAGAAGAGGAAAGAAUAGAAAAGAUCAUUCGUGGUCUUUUAAAGCUUCAAGACAACAGGAGAUGUAUCAACUGCAACAGUUUGGGGCCACAAUACAUUUGCACAACUUUCUGGACAUUUGUCUGCACACGUUGCAGCGGAGUGCACCGCGAGUUCACACAUAGGGUAAAAUCUGUGUCAAUGGCUAGAUUUAGUGAAGAAGAAGUUAGUGCUCUGGAAGCUGGGGGUAAUGAGAGAGCAAAGGAGAUCUACUUCAAAGCAUGGGAUCCAUAUCGUAAUUCAUAUCCAGAUCCCAGUGAUCUUCACAGACUUCGGGAGUUUAUAAAGCAUGUUUACGUGGACCGCAAAUAUACAGGUGAGAGGGGCCGUGACAAGCUUCCCGUAGUGAAAACGAGUUUAAAAGAUGACUACAAGGAAAUGUACAGUCCUGGAGCCGGAAAUGGUGACAGAUGUUCAUCUGAAACAUACAGUCCAAGGAAAAGGAGUGAUGAUAUAAACUUAAGAUCAUAUUCCAAUAUUGAAGAUAGAAGAAGUCCCCGUAAUUACAACCAAGGUAAGAGGUCUAGCAGGGAGCGGAGCCUACCAACUCGCUUUGAAAUUGUUGAUGACAGGUUCCGAGAUGAGGGAACUGGUGAUGUUAAGCGAUAUCAAUAUCAUAUAUUCUCAAAAUCAGAAUCCAGGCGCACAAGCAGCUCACCUAGUUCCCCUAAAAUACAUUCAAUUAAAGACAUCUUGGGUGACAAAGUUAUACCACUAGAGGUUGGUGAGUCUCCUAAACAAAGUGGCGGAGUUACUCGUGAAAGCUCGGCUAAUGAUGAGAAAAUGGCAAAGGAAAAGGAAAAGGCAGCUGCCAAUAUUGGUAGCUUAAUUGAUUUGGAAACUGAGCCUCAGCCGCAGCCUCAGCAACAGGCACAACAAACAGAUCCACCUAAAGAGACCUCCAAUGCCUCAGCUCCACCUUCCUCAUCAGAUAAGGUUUCUAGUAUGAAUUUACUCGAAUCUUUGUUUAUUGACAUGUCAACUCCACCAGUUGCGUCGACCGAAAUUCCAGCUGCCACUCAACCAGCUGGAGCUUCCCCUGUAGUUUCUGGUAGUUCCGGACCUCCUAUGGCUUUGCCAGAGAGUACCCUAACAUUGCCCGGACCUAGUGAUUCCACAGCACUACCAAUCAAAAAUCAGCAUUCUGCAGUGUCCAUGGGGAUCAAUGGCUCCAAUGUUCAACCAAGUACCACAUCAUUUGGAGUCGUGUAUGGUCAGCAAAAUACUUUGCAACCUACAGGAAAUGCUGAAGCACCACCUACAAAUCCAUCAUCUCUUCAACCAUCUCAGGCUGCCUCUAUGACAGCUCUAAAUACUAGUCCAGGAAAUGAUCCAAAAUCUAUAGGAAGAAAAGAACUCCCAGCGGACCUUUUCACAAUGAGCUAUCCUCCACUUGCUGCAGCCGUUCCAGGUUGGCAAUUUGCCUCUCAUGGAAUGGCGUAUGGCAUGCAAUACCAUCCGACUGCAAUGGCAAUUUCAGCUCUCCCAAACUCAGCAAGGUCAAGAAAUCCAUUCGACAUUGGUCAAGAUGGACCUCAAGUUCAAGCACCAGAGUUCCCUUCCAUGUUACCUAUGCAAGCAGCACUAACAACAAAUGUACAGCCUCAGCCUCAGCCACUGCCUUAUGCUUUGGCAAUGCCUCCACAGACAACUAACUAUGGGAUGACCAUUCCUAGAGGAGUAUAUGUAGGGCAACAAAUACCAAACAACAUGGCCCUUGCCAAACCGCAAGGGAAUACUAGCUUUGGCAAGGAUGAUUCCACCUUCUCUUCCCUAAAUCCUCUUCAACAGUCCAAUCCAGUGCCAGCUACAUCGAAUAGUUUUUCAUCUGUGGGAGGAAAUCCAUUUGGAUAGUUGAAAAAAGAAACAACAAACAUAUAUAUACAAGACUUCACUUGUUCCAGUUUCUUGAAUCCCACUCACAUAUAUCUUAGGAGAAGUUAGUUUCAGUCAGUCUGGUUUAAAUGUGUAUAGCUAGCAAGUACUAUGAAACUCAAAGGUGUAACUAGCAGUUGUAUAUAUCCAGAGGCGGAUUCAUGAUUUUAACUUUAUGACUUCAGAACUCACAACCCUUUUGCUUACUGGGUUCAAAAUAGAUUAUUUAUAGUACUACUAAGUGGACGGGGUUGGGUCAAAGCUAUAGGGUUCUGCCGAAUCCGUAACACAUAUUGUAGAUCCGCCCCUGUAUAUAUCAACCAGAGGUGAAUCCAAGAUUGAAACUGCAUCCGCCUUUGAUCUGAACUAAUUUGAAUUUGGGAAAAUGUGUAUAACUGGAGGUAUGUACAUUGGUCUAAUUUUCAAUUUUUCAUCCUGAUGGUGAACUUGGUCAAUUAGCUGAUUGAUUUACUUUGAUUUAUUCUCAUGCUUCUAUACAUUAUUUUUUA